AUGACCUUUUGUAAAACAGAAAAAAAAAAGGGAUUUUUACGAAAAAUAAUAAAAGUUUCAAAUUUUACGUGUUAUUACAUGUCGUUAAAAUUAGAAGCCAUAUGUGCUAAAUUGAAUAAAAAUCUAUCUGAACAAUCAUUAUUAAAUGAUACAGAAGAACAUCAGCAAUUAGAGAAGGAAGCGACAAACGAUGAUCGGACUAACGAUAGUGAUGGUACAAAAUUAACUGAAUCAAAAUCAACAAUAUAUACUGUUAAUGCAGCUAAUCGACGGAAAUGUUCAGCGAUUACAAAACGUUCUUUACAAAAAAUGUCUUCAACAGCAAUAACAGCAAAAACAUCUUUAAAUGAUUCAAAUGAAAUUGAAGAAGGAGAAAUUGUACAAAAAAAAUUGAAAAUAGAGACACCAACUUCUGAAAAUGUAUUAUCACCUGAAAUUGAAAUUGUUGAGCAAAAUAUGGUGGAAGACGACGAUGAAGAAGAAGAAGAAAUGGAUCAAGAUUCAGAUCAAAAUUGUACGUUAGCGAAUAUAACAAAUCAAAUAUUAUCAAGUGCACAACAAAAAGAAUUAAUUAAAAGAUAUUCAUCGUCGAAUGAAUGUGAAAAUUCUUCGUGUGAAACAUUGUAUCAAAAAGAACAUUUUCAUUGUUCUAUAUGCAAACACAAGGUGUUUCAACGUAGAGAAGAUGCUAUUCGACAUAUAAAAUGGCAUCGUAAACGUGAAGAAUCAUUUCAGUAUGGUUUUUUAAGAUUUAGUACUUGUGAUAAUUGCCAACGAUAUUUUCAAAAUUGUCUACAUAAUGGUAGACAAACACAUUAUCAUUGUUUAGAACUUGGUUGUACAAAAGUGUAUGCGAGUACAUCUGAUGUUCAAAUGCAUGCUACGGCUCAUAAGCGAGAUCAAUUAAUAUUAUAUCAAGGUUUUCGACGUUUUCGUUGUUCGGACGUUUGCAAUUGGGCUGAAUGUCAAUAUUAUAAGAACAAAAUUACACAUUUUCAUUGUUUAAGACAAGAUUGUCAUUUCUCAUUUAAACAACGUUCAGAUAUUGAAAAACAUAAAAUGUAUCAUGCAAAAGAUGAAAAACUGAUGAAAGAUGGUUUUAAAAAAUUUUCGAAAAAAGAAUAUUGUCAUUUUCCAGAUUGUAAUCUAUCGAAAACAGCUAAUCAUAUCCAUUGUAUGAGACAAGAUUGUGGUUAUAUUUUACAUUCCAUUUCACAAAUGUUGACUCAUAAACGAAAACAUGAAAAACAUCAAACAGAAGCAAACAAGAACCACCAGGCGGUUGUUAAAUCUCAAUCAAAUGUCAGUGUCAAUCUACGCAGUUCAACAUUACGAACAAUAAUAAUAUCAAAUAAUUCAUCCUCAUCAUCGAGUAAUUGUAAAGAACAGCAAAAUGGACUAGAAAUUGAUGAAGAAAAUUAUUUAAAUCAACAAAAACCAAUAAGAUCAUCAAGUGCAACAACAACAGAUGAUGAUACAUCUCCAAAAUCGCUAUAUAAAUGUUUUAAUUCAAAUUGUUGUUUAUAUUCAUCAUGUAAAUAUUUUAAACAAAAACACUUUCAUUGUUUGUUAAAAACAUGUCAAUAUUCAACGACUGAACAAGCACAUGUACUUGAACAUGAAAGUGAUCAUACAAUGGAAGAACAAAUUCUUCGUACUCAUUAUUCUUACAUGCCACCGUUUACAUGUAUGCCACAAUGUGAACUCUAUACACAAACACAUUAUCAUUGUGUUGUGGGUUCAUGCGGUCAAAUAUUUCCAUUGAAUUCACCAUUGUUCUCAAAAUUGGAACAUUAUACAACACAACAUGAGAAUGAGGACAUAAAACGUUAUAAUGGUGAUAAUUUACAACAUCGCAAGAAGAAUAAGAAACAUAAAUCUCUUUCACCGUUAAAACGUAAAAAAUAUAAAUCCCCAAUAUUAUUAAACAACGAAAAACGUCAUCUAUCUUCGACAUCAACAACAAUCGAUGAUGUUCCGACUUCAGGACUAACACUGUCCGUAGAAAAUGAUCAAUAUCAAUGUUUACAAUCGUCAUUGUCAUCAAUCGAUGUUGCAGAAUAUGAUAAUGAUGAUGAAACUGCAUCCGUUAAUGAAGAAAAUAGCGAAGAAGAAGAGGAAGAUUUAGCAAUAGGCUCCGGUUUUUGUUUUGAACAAAUAUCUCCAACGAUUCCGCAAACCAAUCAGAAUGAAACUGAACAUAGUCAUCGCCAUCAAUCAGUUGUUGUAAAUCCUGUUGUACCUGAACUAUUAUUAUCGUCUACUGUUACCACUAUAACUGGUCCACCAUAUAAUUCCAUUUUAUUACCAGUACCAAAAUAUAUCACUCCAUCGUCUUCAAACGAUGAUUAUCACGUAUCUACAUCAUCAUCAUCCUCCGUUCAGCAUAAAAAGACUUUCCAAAAUGAUGAUACCGGUGUUCAAUUAAUUGAAGUUUACUUAUAUUUACAACGUUUAAUGAAAACUCAACCACCUGUUCAAAGUAUCUGGUCCAAAUUAAAAUCUGAAAUGUUUUACAUGAAACAACAACAACCACAAGUAACAAGCGGUAGUUGUUUACGUCCCUAUUGUAAAUAUCGUCGACAUUGUCAUUAUCAUUGUAAACAAUGUGAUCAAAGUUUUAUGCAAUCGGAUAAAUUACAGCAACAUUUAAUCAAGCAUGGUUAUCAUAUAUCCACGAUUGAUAAAAAUUUAGUUGAUUUAUGGGAAACAACAUUUAAAAUUGAUAUAUCGUGUGUUAUUCAUUUGCAAAAACAAAUAUUGGACAAUGUUAACUUACUUCAUAAUGAAACAACAACGUUGUACAAUCAAAUUCAAUUAAUUAAAAACCAAUUACAACAACAAAAAAUAACCUCGUCUCCGUCUGUUCAACAACAAGAGAAUCGGUCACCCGUUGAAUCUGUUCAGGAAGAAGAAGACGAGAUCGAUGGUGAUGUUGUUUUGUUACAACAAGAACGUACAUUGUACAAAUCAACUGAUCCCUGUCCUGUUGUCAACUGUCCAUUUGCCGCACAAAAAGAUCAUUUUCAUUAUUCACAACAACAACAACAACAGUCAGAUUCAGAUGUACCAGAAGGAUUUCAACGUUUUUCCAUUGGUGAAUCAUGUCUCUUUAAUCACUGUUCUUAUUCACAAGUGACAACACAUUAUCAUUGUUUAAGAUUAGAUUGUUGCUAUCAUUUUACCGAUAAAAAUCGAUUUCAAACACAUUUAGAUAAACAUGUUAAAUCGGACCAACUAUUGUUAACUGAUUUUCAAAUGUAUCGUGGACAAUUAUUGGAUUGUAAUAAUAUUUCAUGUAAAUAUCGUCAACAAAAACAAACACAUUAUCAUUGUUUAAGAUGUAAAACAUUCUCAUGUCAUGAUACAUCAAAAAUUCUCUCUCAUCGUAAACAUCAUGAAAAAGAAGUUUAUCUUAAACAUUUAAAUAUUAAAAAAACUUUAGCUACCGAACAAUGUUUAUAUUGGAAAACAUGUAUUCACUAUAAAAAUAAGCAAAUGCAUUAUCAUUGUUGUUAUCGACAAUGUAAAUAUUCAUCAAUUGGUCCCGGACAAAUGAAAACACAUCGACAACUGAAACACAUAGAUGGUGAUGAAGAAGAUAUUGAAAAAUAG
Molecule: messenger RNA, 3615 nt
Organism: Didymodactylos carnosus
Lineage: Eukaryota; Metazoa; Rotifera; Eurotatoria; Philodinida; Philodinidae
Source: the annotation of a GenBank genome assembly